UGUCAACGUUACUGUGAAAGUAAUGCAAUUAUUAAAGUUAAAGUACCAAUGAUUGUCACACACACACGAGGUGUGGCGAAAUUUGUCCUCUGCAUUUGACCCAUACCCUUGUUCACCCCCUGGGAGGUGAGGAGAGCAGUGGGCAGCAGCAGUGCCGCGCCCGGGAAUCAUUUUUGGUGAUUUAACCCCCAAUUCCAACCCUUGAUGCUGAGUGCCAAGCAGGGAGGUAAUGGGUCCCAUUUUUAUAGUCUUUGGUAUGACUCGGCUGGGGUUUGAACUCACAACCUACCGAUCUCAGGGCGGACACUCUAACCACUAGGCCACUGAGUAGGUAACCAGUGAUUUGCUGUGAAUUUACAAUGAAAAUGUUUACAUUAUAUAUGCAUAUAUAUUUGUAAAUUGGGUAUGCAAUGUUUCCAUCUAUAUACGUUACUUACAUAUGUGUGUUGACUGCAAAUCAAGCACAAGUCGAGAGGGAGGCCAAGCUCUCUCUCUCUCUCUCACACACACAGACACACAGGGAUGACUUGAGAGGGUCGGAGUGGGAGGGGCUGUGUCGCCAUGGCUACAGGCUGCAAAGCCCACAAGAAAAAGGUAAAAGCAAAAGUGGUCAAACUGUCAAGGUCUCUUCUUUACAACUCCCGGCCACUUCAGAGUGUUGUUUCUUUUUACCUAGGACAGUUUUCAUCCCGAUGACGUGAACUUGUGGAGGAUUUGUCUCUUUUCUCGUGUUUACUCUGAUGGGGAACACGUCAGGAUUGCAGCCAUAUGGAGGCCAAGUCACCGCCAGAUGAUGUAAGCAUCUUUGCAGUGAUGCAGGUGAACAAACACCUGUGGUCCACAGAGGAUCAUAAGGAAUGCCCGCCAAUGAUGACACAGAAGGUCCCUAAAGCAGCCAAACGUCACUAAAUCCUUCACCAUGACACCCAGAGGCAGAGUUCCACCCUACAACCUCCUCAGCACUUUCUCUCCCGCCACCUCCGCGCCCUCGCCGGCUUUCUGUAGCAUCGACGAGUCGUACAAGUACAUCUUCCUCCCCAUCUGCUACUCCUUCACCUUCAUCUUCAGUCUCUCUCUCAACGCCGUGGUCCUAUACCGCUCCUUCCGCCGCACCAAGCGCUGGAACGCCUCGCUGAUCUACAUGGUCAAUCUGGCCUCCACGGACUUCAUGUACGGCCUGUCGCUGCCCUUCUUGGUGGCCAGCUAUGUCAUGCGGGACCGCUGGGUGUUUGGGGACUUCAUGUGCCGCCUGGUCCGCUUCCUCUUCUACUUCAACCUCUACGGCUCCAUCUUCUUCCUCACCUGCAUCUCCGUGCACAGGUACCUGGGCAUCUGCCACCCGAUGAAGGUCAUCACCCUGGAAACCAAGAAAGCGGUGAAGUGCACGUGCGUCCUGGUUUGGAUUGUUGUCUUUGCGCUCACCUGUCCCAUCUUCCGCUUUGCUCAGACGGGUCACGUGACCAGAGCGCCGGGACAACUGGGCAGCAACACGAGCGGUGCUGUCGACAAGUUAGCACUCGGUGCUAACGAAAGCCAUGUUGUCUUUGAGGAGUACCAGAACUGUUGGGACGAUGCCAUAGACAAGGAGUUCUCCGAUUACGUCCCCUAUGGCAUUAUUCUCCACUUGUUGGGCUUCUUUGUCCCCUUCUCCAUCAUCGCCUGGUGUUACUCCCAUGUGGUCCUCACCAUCUUCAAGACACUGCACUCUCGGCCUUCUUCUCGGCGAGGAUAUGCCGGCGUGGACAAGAGCCCCCUCGGGAGACGAGGACACAACAAAAUGUCCAGGCCGCCGGGUAGGGAGGAAGGUGUUUCUGUUUUCUUGGGCGCCAACUCGCCUUAUGCCAGCCGCAGACGAAAAUCCAUCAGGACCAUCAUCACCAUCACCCUCCUCUUCGCCCUGUGUUUCUUCCCCUUCCACGUGACCAGGACCAUCUUCCUGCUCUUGAAGGUGACCAAGGGAGUUCCAUGCCGCACCAUGACCAUGGUGUCCAUGUGCUACAAGAUCACCAGGCCCUUGGCAUCCUUCAACGCCUGGCUCAACGCCCUCCUCUACUUCCUUACCAAAGACAAGGGCGGAGCACACUGCUGCCCCCCCGCCAACGCCACAAUGCAACACGGGGGGCCUCUGCUGCCCCUGAGGAUGGUGGGGAAGGGGGAGGAUGUUGAGGAGGGCCCUGAGGCCAUUCCACAACAGCUGGUCAUACACGAACAGAGCAAAAGUCACAUAUUUGGUUGACUGAUUUCACACAUGAAGAGGAAUGUGCUUUCACUUCUUAGGUCACCUUUUUCCUCUUUCAAAUCAUACUGAGGACAAUAUUAGAUGAACAGGAUCCAGAAAUUCCACUUGCUGAAUGCCCUCAUUUCCACUUGUCCACCACCUGUCAAAACUUUUCAAUGACAUUUUGGAGACUAAAACAUCCCUUAUAAUCAACGUUUGCGUAUUCCCAACAAGAUUACUACUUAUGAUUUUCUUCUCGUCAUCUGUCACAGUGGCACAACAAUAUUAUAAAUGCUGCAAAAAUACUGACAAGCGUGAAUAAAUUUUGACCUCAAUGAAACAAAUAUUUUGUGGUUGAGGGACUCACUAAUGGGUAGAUUAGCUGUACGUAAACUAUUCUCACCUUCUUAGUGUUUGAGUUUUCACUUUUGCUUGCUUUUACUUCACUUAGACCAGAGUGGAGUAUUAAAGAGAGUAUGGCCAACUAUACCACAGGCUAGUUUUUCUGACGAAAUAAACCAAAAAUAAUACAGCUAAAUAUAGUUCUAAACAUACUCCAGCUCAUAAUCUUACAAUAAAACAUGCUUUUAUUUCGUCAAAGUAUAAUUUAGCAGCCGUAUUUGGCGCACUCUGCUGCUAAAUUUCUUGCCGUGUUUAGUGACCAGCAGGCUCCCUAACACCCUCCCGACGGCGCAAUGAACGUAAAAAAAACUUCAAUGAAUGACCAAAAAAAUAAGUUAUUACCCUCAUUCUGCUUUAAACAUAAUUUUAAUUGGAAAUGCACCAGAUCAUUGAAUUUCAAUAAUUUUGAUUCAA
This is a messenger RNA of Nerophis lumbriciformis (worm pipefish), 3034 nucleotides long. NCBI's taxonomy places the organism in Eukaryota, Metazoa, Chordata, Actinopteri, Syngnathiformes, Syngnathidae. The record is from RefSeq and is a predicted model, not a curated record.